GGGGAAGAGGGCCCGGCGUUCCCAGUUGGAAAGCCAAGGGGGUCCGGCCUCCGCGGCCAUGGCCCGGGCCGGAGCCUGGGGUCGCCUCAAGUCCCUGCUGAGGAAGGACGAGGCCCCCCUGUUCCUCAACGACGCCGGCGCCUUCGACUUCUCGGACGACGUGGGGGCCGAGGAGGACGUGCCCGGGUUCAACCAGCUCCGCGUGGUGGUGUCGGACGAGGGGCCCGAGGCGGCCGCCAACGGGGACCGUCCGGCCUCCCGGGGGGACGACGGCGACGACGACGACUCCCUGCUGGACCGGGGUUGCCCCCCGCCCGCCGGCCAGCGGGCUCCCGGGGGAGACCCCUGUGACGCCUGCGGCCGGCAGGAAGACCUGCUGAGACAGAAGAAAGUGAAAACCAGGCUGGCCCUGGCCGCCCUCCUCUACCUCCUCUUCAUGGUCGGGGAACUUAUAGGUGGGUAUAUUGCCAACAGCCUAGCGAUCAUGACAGACGCCCUUCACAUGCUCACGGACCUUAGUGCUAUCAUCCUCACCUUGCUGGCUUUGUGGCUGUCUUCAAAAUCGCCAACCAAAAGAUUCACCUUUGGAUUCCACCGCUUGGAAGUGUUUUCGGCGAUCAUUAGCGUCCUUUUGGUGUACGUACUCAUGGGUUUCCUCCUGUUCGAAGCCGUGCAAAGGACUCUCCACCCGAAUUAUGAAAUUAACGGAGAUGUGAUGCUCAUAACGGCUGCAGUUGGGGUCGCAGUCAACAUAAUAAUGGGAUUCCUGCUGAACCAGUCCGGCCGCCGACACGCUCAUGCCCACGCGCCUCCGUCCCACCGUCGUCCUCCAGAUUCGGGGCAGGGCCAGGGCCCCGGGCACGACAGCCUGGCAGUGAGAGCGGCCUUCGUCCACGCCCUGGGGGACUUAGUACAGAGCAUCGGGGUGCUGGUGGCCGCCUACAUCAUCCGCUUCAAGCCAGAAUACAAGAUUGCGGACCCUAUCUGCACUUAUAUAUUCUCAGUACUUGUGGCGUUUACGACACUGCGAAUCAUAUGGGACACUGUAGUAAUUAUACUGGAAGGGGCGCCCAGCCACUUGAACGUAGAUCAUAUCAAAGAAGUCUUGAUGAAAAUCGAAGAUGUUUAUUCAGUGGAAGAUCUAAAUAUCUGGUCUCUCACCUCAGGAAAAACAACCGCCAUCGUGCACCUACAGCUCACUCCAGGCAGUUCUCCCAGGUGGGAGGAAGUCCAGUAUAAGGUCAGACACUUGUUGCUGAACACAUUCGGGAUGUACCAGUGCUCCGUCCAGCUUCAGAGCUACAGGCCGAAAAGGAACAAAACCUGCGCGAACUGUCUGAGCAACUUCAGUGCCUAAUUUUGUACCCGGAGG
Tachyglossus aculeatus (Australian echidna) is the source of this 1372-nucleotide messenger RNA. RefSeq names its product solute carrier family 30 member 4 (gene SLC30A4). The transcript has 7 exons. The record is from RefSeq and is a predicted model, not a curated record. Gene Ontology annotation, biological process: response to zinc ion; zinc ion transmembrane transport. Bases 59 to 1357 code for a protein of 432 amino acids. Gene Ontology annotation, molecular function: zinc ion transmembrane transporter activity. Gene Ontology annotation, cellular component: plasma membrane. NCBI's taxonomy places the organism in Eukaryota, Metazoa, Chordata, Mammalia, Monotremata, Tachyglossidae.